AAGAAAAUUGGUAUAUCAAGGCAAAACUUCUUUUUCAAGAGGGUACUUGGACUAUUAUGAAAUUAAUAAGUAUACUAUUUUUAUUAAUAUUUUCACCGAUACUAUGCCAUUGCAGUAAAGGCAAAAGAUUAACUGAAAUUCAUCGAAUUGUCGUUGUGGGCGAUAUCCAUGGCGACUCAGAUAAUUUUAGAAAAAUAUUGAAAUUUUCUAACCUCAUUCAUGAAGAGAUUAAUGAAAAUGAUGAAAUUGGUGUUAUUUGGAACCCUAAACAUGAGUAUAUAGGCAUUCCUUUGCGUACUACUUUCAUUCAAAUGGGUGACUUAAUAGAUCGUGGUCAAGACGAUCGGGAUUGUCUAAAUAUUGCAUUUUCGCUUUAUGAACAAGUGAGCUCAAGUGCCCAUCAUGAUCAAGUGGUCCUGCUUAUUGGAAAUCAUGAACUACUUAAUCUUCAGGGAAGUUAUCAUUAUGUAAACCCAAAUGGUUUAGGAGGUUUUCUUUCUAGGUCAUUGCGGAACCUGGCCUUUAGCCCCAAAGGACCCUAUGGACGUUUUAUUAUUGAUCAUUUCAAAGCAGUUCAUGUUGAAGAAAAUAUGAUCUUUGUACACGCUGGGUUUUCACAAAGCAGCCAGUAUGAACCCAUGAGCGAAAAUGAACUCAAUAAAUUGGUUCAAAAAUCACUCAAUGAACGAAAGUAUAGCAUACCUAGUCUCGGUAGUGAAGGGUUUCUCUGGACCCGAGAAAUGAUUUUUGAUGCGAUGAAAGGUCAUUGCGACACUGUAGAUCUUGUCAUCACUAAAUUUAACGCAAAACGAAUCAUUAUUGGACACACACCCCAACAGAGUGGAAGCAUUGGAGUAUUUUGUGGAGGCAAGCUUCUUGCUGUAGAUGUAGGAAUCAGCCGUUGGCUGUAUAACAACCUAGCGGCUCUUGAGAUUCUUAUUUAUCGAUACAAAAGUGAUGAUGGAACGCUUGUGGAAGAUGAAAUUUUAUGGGAGGUCAAUGAAACUUCUCGGAGGAGGCUUAACAUCAUUGGGCAAAAAGAGCACAUUGAUGUGAAUCCUUCUUACGCAUUUGACGGAGAUUUCUUUCAUCACUAUUAUUAA
Messenger RNA from Phytomonas sp. EM1, 1103 nucleotides. The record is from the annotation of a GenBank genome assembly. Lineage: Eukaryota; Euglenozoa; Kinetoplastea; Trypanosomatida; Trypanosomatidae.